Spirodela intermedia is the source of this 799-nucleotide messenger RNA. The record is from the annotation of a GenBank genome assembly. Lineage: Eukaryota; Viridiplantae; Streptophyta; Magnoliopsida; Alismatales; Araceae.
AUGAACGAGCAAGAUCUGAACGUCAUCUUGGUGCCUAUGGGCCUGCUCAUCCUUGCCGCCUAUCACGUUUGGCUCCUCCACCGCCUGAUCAAGCACCCUACGACGACGGUCAUUGGGAUCAACGCCAUCAACCGCCGGAUUUGGGUCCAUGCCAUGAUGGAGGUGAGCGAGGGGACAUGGAUCUCGCCGGUCCUUCCUCUGCGCAAUCCACUGUUCCAUGAUCCUUCCUCCCUUGCAGGAUCCGGCGAAGACCGGAGUGUUGGCGGUGCAAAGCCUGCGGAACAACAUAAUGGCGUCAACUCUGAUGGCCUCCACCGCCAUCAUGCUCUGCUCGCUGGUGGCGGUCCUGGUGACCAACGGCGGCGGUCUGCCAGGCGUUGCUGGGAACGGCCAGGAGAGGAUCAACGGCGGUGACAACACGCAGCUAGGGCUGACCGUGAAGAUCUUCGCCAUCCUCUGCAGCUUCCUGCUGGCCUUCCUCUUCGAGGUACAAUCCGUCCGCUACUACAGCCACGCCAGCAUCCUCAUCAACGUCCCUUCCUCCGCCGGUAUGAAGGAGGGGGUGACGGCGAACUACGUCGCCGGCUCGCUCAACCGGGGGGCCUACUUCUGGUCCCUAGGGCUCCGAGCCUUCUACUUCUCCUUCCCGCUCUUCCUCUGGAUCCUCGGCCCCAUUCCCAUGGUCAUCUGCUCCGCCGUCCUGGUUGUUCUCCUCUACUUCCUCGACGUGUCGACGCCCAGCGGCGGCUUUGAAUACGACGGCGGCGCAGUGGCGGCGCGGCCGCACGCCGAAUGUUGA